Molecule: messenger RNA, 858 nt
Organism: Microthlaspi erraticum
Lineage: Eukaryota; Viridiplantae; Streptophyta; Magnoliopsida; Brassicales; Brassicaceae
Source: the annotation of a GenBank genome assembly
AUGGAUCCACGCCUUCCAUACCACCAGAGACCAAAGCCGGCCCUCGUCGACGAGGUGAACAUCGACGAAUCGCGUCCGGAAAGGUGCGUUGGCAUCGGUGGCGACCUCGACGAUGUGAUAAAAGAGCAACUGGUCACAUUGCUCAAACAGAACGUGCACCUUUUCGCAUGGUCAAUGGCAGAUAUGAAAGGGAUCGACCCGGCAAUCACAUCCCACGAGCUAAACGUGGACUCUACCUACAAACCCAUGAGACAGAAAAGACGCAAGCUCGGCGCCGAUAAAGCUCAAGCAGUCAAUGAAGAAGUGGAAAAGCUACUUAGAGCCGGAUCGAUCACUGAAGUAAAAUACCCCGAAUGGCUAGCAAAUCCAGUCGUCGUCAAAAAGAAAAACGGAAAGUGGAGAGUCUGCGUCGAUUUCACAGACCUGAAUAAAGCAUGCCCAAAGGAUAGCUUCCCUUUACCGCAUAUCGAUCGCCUCGUCGAGGCCACGGCAGGGAAUGAAUUACUAUCCUUCAUGGACGCCUUUUCAGGAUACAAUCAGAUCUUCAUGCAUCCCGAUGAUCGCGAGAAGACGGCAUUCAUUACCGAUCGUGGCACCUAUUGCUAUAAAGUGAUGCCCUUCGGCCUGAAGAACGCCGGCGCCACUUAUCAACGAUUAGUGAACAAAAUGUUCGCGGACCAGCUCGGUAGAAGCAUGGAAGUCUAUAUCGACGACAUGCUAGUCAAAUCUGCCAAGGCGCACGAUCACGUCAAGCACCUCAGCGAAUGUUUCCGAAUCUUAGAGAAGUACGGGAUGAAGCUGAACCCCGCAAAAUGCACAUUCGCCGUUACCUCGGGAGAAUUCCUCGGUAUGUUGUGA